AUGACUAUCUCCUCAAUCGAGACCCAAGCCUGGAAGUGCCAACAAUGCGGACUCCCCGGCGUUCGGUUACCGGUUCGCCCCAAUGAUGCCACCAGUGGGGCCUACUACAAAUGCGUCCCAUGCAACCGCAACCUGGGCUUCUGCCCUUGCGUCACACCCGGAUCCAGGACAACCUCGACAUGUCCAUGCAGUACAAACAGCGGUCGUGACUCACCGGGUCUCGAAGACCAGUUGCCUCGUGGCGUCGCCGUGCUGUCAAUGGACCGAAAACAAUCUUUCAACCCUCACAACCCGGAUUCCGGGUUCGAUGAGGAUUGGGAAGCCAAUUGCAAGCCCGGCUUCAUGGUCUCAAGAUUCCCGGCCGUUGGCGACAACCUGCUUUGGUGA
Molecule: messenger RNA, 387 nt
Organism: Penicillium argentinense
Lineage: Eukaryota; Fungi; Ascomycota; Eurotiomycetes; Eurotiales; Aspergillaceae
Exons: 1
Coding region: 1-387 (128 amino acids)
Source: RefSeq, a predicted model, not a curated record